AUGAAGUCCGCUACUUUGACGUUCUUCGUGGCGCUCGCCACUCUCGCCGCGGCGGACCGUAGCUUCACUGUCACGAACAACUGUGCCUACACUGUCUGGCCGGCACUCUUCACGGGCACAGGCACCGCGCCUUCGCAAGCGACGGGCUGGGAGCUGGCUGCGGGCACCACGGCGACCUUCAGUGCACCGGACAACUGGACCAGCGGCCGUAUCUGGCCCAGAACCGAAUGCGAUGCCAGCGGCUCGUGCGCGACGGGAGGAUGCGACGGCGGACUUGAAUGUACCGGUCCAGCAUCCGCCGCUACACCGGCGACUAUUGCGGAGUUCACGUUUAGUGCUUCGCAGGCGGUUCCGGAUAACUACGAUGUCUCGAUCGUCGAUGGAUUCAAUGUUCCCGUCAAGGUGGCUAGCUCGAGCGGAUGUGCCGAAGCGAGCUGUCCGGCGGACCUUAACGCAAGCUGCCCCACGGCGCUACAGUUCAAAGACGCGUCCGGCGCCGUCGUCGGCUGCUUUAGCGACUGUCAAGUCGACUCGGACCCUACGAACUCGCCCUCGUGCUGCACCGGCUCGUUCAACACGCCAUCGACGUGCCCGGCGAGUCGCGUGCCGCACUAUGCUUUCUUCAAGACCAACUGCCCGGAGGCGUACGUGUUUCCGUAUGAUGAGACGAGUGAGCCGUUGACUUGUACGGAUAAGCCUAACUACACCGUCACAUUCUGCCCCGCUUGA
This is a messenger RNA of Peniophora sp. CBMAI 1063, 729 nucleotides long. Lineage: Eukaryota; Fungi; Basidiomycota; Agaricomycetes; Russulales; Peniophoraceae. The record is from the annotation of a GenBank genome assembly.